Messenger RNA from Cornus florida, 2869 nucleotides. RefSeq names its product pentatricopeptide repeat-containing protein At5g02830, chloroplastic. The record is from RefSeq and is a predicted model, not a curated record. The coding region runs from base 124 to 2685 and encodes 853 amino acids. Lineage: Eukaryota; Viridiplantae; Streptophyta; Magnoliopsida; Cornales; Cornaceae. The transcript has 12 exons. Gene Ontology annotation, molecular function: protein binding.
ACUGUAAACUGAAAUGAGACACCUGCCAUUCAAAUCCAAUCCUCUCAAGAACCACAAAACCGGUCCCAUCAAAAACCCAAAAAAUGUGUGCCGGUACUCCACCAGUAAUACCGUUGGCCAGUAAUGAGAGCCGUACUGGUCAUCGUUGGCUCCUCCAUCGUCGUCCCUCCAAAUUCAAACCCUAACCCUCAACACCACCGUUCACACAAACCCUCGCUUCCCACCACCACCUUUCUCUCUCCUCCCAAACCUUCUUCAUCAUCGUCGUCGGCCACUUCUCGCCCUCCUCUCCUCUCCACCGUUCGAUGGGACCUCGAUUCCCGCCGCCGAAGCCGGCUCAAGUACUACGCCGACCUCGCUUCCCGGCUCGCCGAGAACAAGAGGCUCGACGAGUUCUUGAUGAUUGCGGAGAGCGUCUUGGCUUCCGGCGUCGAGCCUUCCACAUUCGUCAGCUUGUUGAGCGUCGACGCUGUAUCGGCCGGGAUUGCGAAAUCCCUUGGACAUGGGAAGAUUUGGAGUGUAAUUGAGGUCUUGACUAGUGUUCGGAAUCUAGGGAUUCGGCCAGUUCAGUUGUUUGAUUAUUUCGCAAUGGAGGCGCUUGCGAACGAAUGUCUUCGGAUUGUGAGUUUCUUAGAAGUGCAAGAAGUUGUUGAUUUGAUGGAAACACUUGCAGGAUUUUGUUUCUCAAUCAAAAAAUUAGUGGAGCCAUCUGAUAUCAUUAAAAUUUGUGUCAACAAACGUAAGCCGAAUGAAUCCAUAAGGUAUGCAUGUAUUUUUCCUGAUGCACAUGUAAUGUUUUGUAACAUAAUUCAUGAAUUUGGGAAGAAACGUGAUUUGGUGUCUGCUUUGACCGUCUUCAAAGCAUCCAAGCAGAAGUUGAGUUCUCCCAAUAUGUAUGCCUACCGCACAGUUAUAGAUGUCUGUGGUCUUUGUGGUGACUACUUAAAAUCUAGGUCCAUUUAUAAGGAAUUACUCGCACAAAACAUCACACCAAAUAUAUAUGUUUUCAACAGUCUCAUGAAUGUAAAUUCCCAUGAUUUGGGCUACACAUUGAAUGUCUACAAGCAUAUGCAAGAUCUAGGCGUUGCACCCGAUAUGGCUUCCUACAAUAUCCUCUUGAAGUCAUGCUGUCUUGCGUCAAGAGUGGAUUUAGCGCAAGACAUUUAUAGGGAGGUACAACAUUUGGAAUCAGCCGGGGCACUGAAAUUGGAUGUUUUCACAUACAGCACAAUUAUUAAGGUUUUCGCAGAUGCAAAGUUGUGGCAAAUGGCACUAAAAAUCAAAGAAGAUAUGCUAUCGGCUGCUGUUACUCCAAAUACGGUGACAUGGUCAUCAUUGAUCAGUUCAUGUGCCAAUGCAGGUCUUGUAGAGCAGGCAAUGCAACUAUUUGAAGAGAUGCUUAUGGUUGGAUGUGAACCUAAUACGCAGUGUUGCAACAUACUUCUUCAUGCCUGUGUUGAGGCUUGCCAGUUUGAUAGGGCUUUUCGUCUUUUCCAGUGUUGGAAGGGAAGUGGAUUGCAGAAGGCUUUUGUUAGAACUCACCAUGGCAAGACAGAUGCUCCUGAAAAUUGUAAUACUAGCAUGUCAAAUUGCGAAGUUGGUUCACAUCAUUCAAGAUUUGUGAUGAGAGUUCCCUUCAAACCCACAACUUCUACAUAUAACAUUUUAAUGAAGGCCUGUGGUACUGAUUACUUUCGUGUGAAAUCUCUAAUGGAAGAGAUGAAGACUGUUGGUCUUUCCCCAAAUCAUAUAAGCUGGUCAAUUUUGAUUGACGCUUGUGGAGGCUCAGGAAAUGUAGGGGGUGCCAUGAGGGUUUUGAAAUCUAUGCGUGAAGAUGGUGUGCGUCCUGAUGUUGUUGCGUAUACAACAGCUAUUAAGAUUUGUGUAAAAAGUAGAAAUUUGAAGAUCGCAUUUUCGUUGUAUGAAGAAAUGAAAAGAUAUGAAAUACAACCAAAUCUGGUGACAUAUAAUACACUUUUAAGAGCUCGUAGCAGAUAUGGUUCCCUGCAGGAAGUACAACAAUGCCUGGCUGUAUAUCAGGAUAUGCGGAAAGCAGGGUACAAAUCCAAUGAUUACUAUCUCAAACAACUAAUAGAAGAGUGGUGUGAAGGAGUAAUUCAAGAUAACAAUCAGAACAGAUGCCACUCCAGUUCUUACAACAGAACUGACUUAGGAGGACCUCAGAGUCUGCUUCUUGAGAAAGUUGCAGCACAGCUACAAAAGGGUAAUGCUGAAAGCCUAGCUAUUGAUCUUCAGGGGCUGACAAAGGUUGAAGCUCGUAUUGUUGUUCUCGCAGUUCUGCGGAUGAUCAAAGAGAACUACCCCCUAGGAGAUUCGAUUAAUGAUGACAUGUCCAUCAUCUUAGGAACCCAGGAAGCAGUUGCAGGUACUGGAAAACAUGAAUCCGGGGUAGAAGAUGCUAUAAUCAAACUUUUGCAGGAUGAUUUGGGGCUCGAAGUCCUUCUAUCGAGGCCUAGAAUUGCAGUUAACAGAAAAAUCAAUUUGGGAAACCCUUUUGAUUCAGAUCCAAACUUGAAAGAAAUUCUAGGGAGAAAUGGGUUGCCCAGAGAAUUGAAAUCUUCAACCAGGAGACCUGUGAUUUUAAAGAGAUUAAGGGUCACAAGGAAAUCGUUGUAUAAUUGGUUAAAGAGAAGGACAGGUACUUUUAGAAGUAAAACAAGAUGAAUGUUUCAUGAGUAACAGGUCAAAAUUUUGAUAUGAUUUCUAAUGGGCUUCAUAUUUCCAAUAAUAUUGUUACCAGAGCAGAAUAAAGUGCCCUGUAAUAUGAACUCAUGCCAUGUAUCUGACUGUGAUAUCAAUGUACACUCCCAAAUUUAUGCAAGAUUAUAGAAUAGAGAUAGUUACUACA